AUGAGAAAUAUAUUCCUAUUUGUAUCCUUUAUAUUGUAUUUUCUUUUAAGUGUGGUUUUAUCUAUAUUAAAAAAUAAAAGAAGUAUCAUAAAAAAGUUUGUAGAAAAUAAUUAUUUUGAAACUACUUAUCAGAGGCAUACACCAGUCAGACUAAAAAGGCCCAAUUUAGUAAACCAUCAAACUAACCAAACUAAGCAAACUAAGCAAAAUAAGCAAAAUAACCAAACGAACCAAACGAACCAAACGAACCAAACGAACCAAACGAACCAAACGAACCAAACGAACCAAACGAACCAAACGAACCAAACUAACCAAAAUAACCAAAAUGGAAAAAACAGUUUGAAUGGAAAUGCCUUUUUUAUUAAUAACAAGAAAAUACAAAAUUACUCAAAAUUUUUUCUCAAAUCAAAAAAAAUAUAUCUUUUAAAUGAGAAAAAUGGAAAAAAGAUCGAACUAGUUUUUAACACUUUGCCAAAUAAAUAUAAUAGUCUAAAAAAAAAUAUUUAUGAAAUUAUAUAUAACAAAAAAAAUUACAUAUAUAAAAAUAAUUUGUCUAUAAAAUAUAACUUUUUUAAAAAACAUAAUGUACUUUUAAAUUUUGAAAUAAUUAAAGAUAUUACAAAAAAAUAUAUUAUAGAAACUUGUAAUUAUUAUAUAGAUUAUUUUAUAGACAUAUAUAAAAUUAAUAAUUUUGAAAAUAUAUAUAAUAAUCAAAUUGUUAAUUUUAUUUAUUCAUAUAAAAAAUAUGCAAACAAAAAAUAUCAAGAAAAAUUUAAUACUUUCCACUAUGCCAAUUCAUUUAUUUUAGUUUAUCCUCCUCCGAAUCUUUCAGGACAGUUACAUGCAGGGCAUUAUCACAAUUUUAUAUAUCAAGAUAUAAUACUUUUAUUUAAUAAGCAUAUACUUUCGAAAUAUGCGAUUCCUAUAUAUGGUGCAGACCAUGGCGGGCUUAGUGCUCAUGAAAUGUUUUGGAAGCUUUUUUUAAAAAGGAAAAAUGUUGAUUACAUAAGCGAGUCGGACUAUAUAAUAGAAAUGAAAAGAUGGCAAAAUGAAAUAAAGGAAGAUAUUCUAAGACGAUUGCAAAGCAUAAAUAUUGUAAUUAAUGAGAACGAAUUUUAUAACACUAUGGAUGAAAAUAUGAAAAAUAUAGUUAGCAAAACAUUUUAUAUCUUAUAUAAAAAUAAACUUAUUUUAAAUAAAAUGUAUCCCGUAUAUUAUUGCAGUGAUUUGAAAACUAUUAUCCCACGACAGGAUAUAGAAUUUUGUGAAAAUACAAAGGAACACAACGAUAAAAAAUAUAUGAUCAAACUUUAUUUACUUAACAAAGAAGACAUAAACAUUGAACCAGACGAAGCAACUGGCGAAGCAACUGGCGAAGCAACUGACGAAGCAAUAGGUAUUCAAUUAGAAAAUAUUUAUAUAAUUCCUAAAACCCGAAAUAUUGUAAAACAUUUAGAAAAUGACCAAAAAUUGAAAUUAAACGAAGACAAUGUUAUUUAUUUGGAAUUAGAUAAUAAAAACGAUAUUCAUAAUUUAACUGCUAUUUUAUUCUAUUCAAUAAAUAAAGACAAAUUUGAAAACAAAUAUGCUUAUAUACCAUCAUAUAAAAAGAUCUUUCCAAUGAUAUAUUCCAAGAAGAGUUACAUCUCUCCAAGCGAAGACUCUGCCUCCCGAAACGGCCAAGAAAAAGAAGGGGAAAAAGAAUGGGAAAAAGAAUGGGAAAAAGAAUGGAAAAAAGUAGGUGAAAAAGUAGAGAAAAACGUAGAGAAAAAAGAGAGGAACAAAAAUAUAUUUGUUCCCGUUUUUUCAUUGGAAAGGGGCGACACUAAACAUGUUGAAAAGAACGAAAUGAGCGGGUGUGCCUACUACAAGGGGCACAAGUGCAAACUAGUACUAUCAGAACAUUGGUAUAUUAAUUAUAAAAAGUUAAGUAAAAUAUUUUGUGAAAAUAAUUUUAACAAAAAUUUUGUAGUAUUGCCUAGAAAAUAUAGAACAUAUUUUUUUGAAAAUAUAAUAAAUAAUGAUUGGAUAUUGAAUAGACAAAUUCCAUAUGGCCACAAAAUUCCGAUAUAUAAAUAUGAGUGUAAUGAAGAUUCCAACAAACAAAAUGUAUCUACUAACAAAUUAGGCGCCAAUGGUGAUGAUGACGAUGUUUGCGACCCCAAUUUUGAGUACUACGUAUAUGGGAAUGAUGUGAAAGAGGCCUAUAAUAAUAUGAUACAAUCUCCCAUUUUUAAAAAUAAAAUUAUAAAAAUAGAAAAAUUAAAGAAAACAGAUGUAUUAGAUAGUUGGUUAUCUUCAGCUUUAUAUUUUAUUCAUUGUUUAGAUCAAAGUAAAAUAGAUAUUUAUAAAUUAUUAAUGGAAAAAAAAUAUUUAGUAGAUUUAAUAUGUACAGGUAAAGAUAUAUUACAUUCAUGGAUUGUUAAAAGUUUUGUUUUAUUUUAUUAUUUAGUAAAAAAUAAUAAUAUUAAAGAUAUUUUAUCAAACAAGUUUAAAAAUAGUUUUAAAGAGAAUGAUUAUAAUUUAGCAAAAAUUAUAAAAUUCCAUGGAUUAUUAAAAGAUAAUGUAGGAAAAAAAAUAAGCAAAACUGAUAAAAAUGUAAAAUAUUAUGAUAAAUAUUUAAAAAAAUUAAAUGUUGAUACGAUACGAUUAUCAUUUUGUUUUAUGCAAAAAGAGGAUACAGAAGAUGUUAUAUUUUCAGAAAAUUAUAUAAAAAAAAGUGAAAAAUUUCUUAGAAAAUUAUGGAAUAUAGCUAAUUUUAUAAAAAUAAAUUGUUCAUAUAAUUUAUAUAACAAAAUAAAAAUUAAAUUUAAAUUAAAUACUAAUGAACAAAUAUACAAUUUUUUAGAAAAAUUAAAUUUUCCAAAAAUAGGUCAUAUAGGAAUAUAUACUUCAUAUUGUGAUACAAUUUAUAUGUCUAUAAAUAAAUUAAAAGCUUAUGAUACAUUUCAAGCUAUUAAUAUAAUUCAUAAUUUUAUUAUGAUAUUUUUUUCAAAGUUUUAUAUUAAUUAUUAUUUAUUUAAUUAUACUAAUGAAUAUAUGAAACAAAUUGGAAAUUUUUUAUUAAUUUAUAUUUUUAAGGGAUUACUUAAAAUAUUAUAUCCUUUUAUUCCACACAUUACUGAAAUUUUAUAUCUUCAAAUUUACAGAAAAGAAAAUAUCGAAUUUUCAAAAAAACAAAUAAAUGAAAAUGUUUUUCAUCCAUUAUCAUCUAAUUAUAAUUUUUUUGAAAAUGAAAAUUUUUUACUAAAAAAAAGGGUAGUAAAUAGUACAGAUUUUGAUGUAUUCACAAAAUUGUUUAAUUAUUUUUGCAACUUGAAAAAAAUAUCGAAAAAAAUGUCGAAAAAAAAUAUAUCAGAGAAAAACAAUUUUCAUAUUUACAUUAAAAAUAACAAUUUAUUGGAAAAUUCUUAUUUUUAUAAAGAAGUUUUAUUUUUCCACAAACUUUUUGAUAUGAAUAUAUUUUUUUAUUCUAGUAAAAAAAGGGCUUUACCAAAAAAUAAUAAUCAAGAUGGAAAAGAAAAACAAACAUUGUUAUAUACCAGCAAAGAUUUUGAUAUCUUACUUGUACCUGAAUUAUGA
Molecule: messenger RNA, 3582 nt
Organism: Plasmodium yoelii
Lineage: Eukaryota; Apicomplexa; Aconoidasida; Haemosporida; Plasmodiidae
Product: valine--tRNA ligase, putative
Exons: 2
Coding region: 1-3582 (1193 amino acids)
Biological process (GO): valyl-tRNA aminoacylation
Cellular component (GO): cytosol
Molecular function (GO): valine-tRNA ligase activity; ATP binding
Source: RefSeq, a predicted model, not a curated record